Peromyscus maniculatus bairdii (prairie deer mouse) is the source of this 3500-nucleotide messenger RNA. RefSeq names its product GULP PTB domain containing engulfment adaptor 1 (gene Gulp1). The record is from RefSeq and is a predicted model, not a curated record. Lineage: Eukaryota; Metazoa; Chordata; Mammalia; Rodentia; Cricetidae.
GCGGGGCCCGCGUUUUCGCUCCGUUCGGAAUAAGAACCGGGUAAGGGACAGCCCCUCCUGGGGAGCGGUUUCUUUCUCUCCUCACCUCCCAGCUCCUCCAGGUCUGCCUUUAAAAGCCAGACAGACUGUUCUGCGCUACUGCAGAAAACCCCACCAGCGUCCCUAGGAGACCGGACGAAGUGCGCACUAGGAGUUUCCUUCUGGCCGAGAGGGGGAGCCCCGCGAUCCCAGCCCCAGCGACUGGAAGUCCCGACCCAGCCCGGGCCGUCGCCAGCGCCAGUUCAGGCUUCGGCAGAUUAGGAGGAGGAGGGAGGGGGCCGGAGCCCGAGAGUCCCGGGCCCAGCGCCGUGUAGACGUCCACAAAGUUUCCUUGUCCGCCACGGACGCGCGUUCGCGGGCCAGGGUCCCCCGAGAUCCCGCGUCUGCCCCAGCCAAGCGGCCGCAUCCCUCUGCGGAGCCACGGAUACUGAGUGUUACUGAGCUGAACGGUUGGGAGGAUCCACAUCAUGAACCGUGCUUUCAGCAGGAAGAAAGACAAAACAUGGAUGCAUACGCCUGAAGCUUUAUCAAAACAUUACAUUCCCUAUAAUGCAAAGUUUCUUGGCAGUACAGAAGUGGAGCAGCCAAAGGGAACAGAAGUUGUGAGAGAUGCUGUGAGGAAGCUGAAGUUUGCAAGACACAUCAAGAAAUCUGAAGGCCAGAAGAUUCCUAAAGUUGAAUUGCAAAUAUCAAUUUACGGAGUAAAAAUUCUUGAACCCAAAACAAAGGAAGUCCAACACAACUGCCAGCUUCACAGGAUCUCAUUUUGUGCAGAUGAUAAAACAGACAAGAGGAUAUUCACUUUCAUAUGCAAAGAUUCCGAGUCAAAUAAACAUUUGUGUUAUGUAUUUGACAGUGAAAAGUGUGCUGAAGAAAUAACAUUAACAAUCGGCCAAGCUUUUGACCUGGCAUACAGGAAAUUUCUAGAAUCUGGAGGAAAAGAUGUGGAAACAAGAAAACAGAUUGCUGGAAUGCAGAAAAGAAACUUAGUGUUCUCAUGUGACUUUGCUUCACUUCCUGAUGCUUCUCAUGGGGAUCAGAGCAGCAGAGGCAGCAGAUGCUGGAUCCAAGAUUUAGAAACAGAAAAUAUGGAACUUAAAAAUAAAGUACAAGAUUUAGAAAACCGGUUGAGAAUAACUCACGUGUCAUCCUCUCCACUGUCACACAGAGUGUCUGAUCAUGUGCCACAUGUGUUGCUGAGAUUCCCAUCCUCUUUCUGGAGCAAUAGCGAUGAUCCAGCUCCUUGUCUAAGCACAUCUUCCAUUUCUGUUACUCCUGUCAACUCGCCUGGCUCCAGACUGUCAGUGGGAGCACUAAUACCACCACCUUCUAAAAGUGGCCUGCUCAAGCCAGUCAGUGAGAGCAGCAAUCUGAGACCUCAUGCCGGCAGUGUGACAGUGAAGUCUCCUUCCACUGACAUCUUUGAUAUGGUUCCAUUUUCCCCAAUAUCACAGCAGUCUCCAACGCCUACUCGCAAUGGCACACAGCUCCCACCAGUACCUAGCAGAUCUGCUGAAAUCAAACGGGACCUCUUUGGAGCUGAACCUUUCGACCCAUUUAACUGUGGAGCAGGGGACUUCCCUCCAGAUAUUCAGUCCAAAUUGGAUGAGAUGCAGGAGGGGUUCAAAAUGGGACUAACUCUUGAAGGCACAGUAUUUUGUCUCGACCCGUUAGACAGCAGGUGCUGACAUCAAGAAUGAGUGAUCCUGACUUAUGCCUGAUUUGUUUAUAAACAUAUAUCUCAUUCAUUAUUUUAAGACAGUUAUUAUAUCCAUGCCAAUAUAUUUUUGAAUAUCUAAAUGUUUUUAAAUCUAUGGAAGUAAAAACCUCCUCACUUUCACUGUUGAUUUAUCUUUUAUUAAGCAGAACUAAGUGUAAUGGAUAUUAUGUUCUCUUCUGCAUUAUGGGUGAAUUUAUAAUUGAAAGACAAGUUUUCUGAGUAUCUGCCUUGUGUUCUAAAUAAUUACCACCUUGACAUUUAUGCUCAUUUUCCAGAACAUUAGUUCAGUUUCCUAGUCCCAAAGCCAUACCUUGAUACCUUUCAGAUUUCUGAAGAGGGACCACUAUCCAACUACACAUGUUCUAUUUUGAUACCAAUAAACAAAUGACCAGUGUGUGUAAAAUGUUCAUCUCAUUAUGAAAAUCUAAAAUUUAGCUAUUAUGCUACCAGUUUACCUAAUUCUACCUGGUAAAAUAAGAAUAUAAGUUCCAGUAGUAAUUAUAUAAAAUAUAUUUAGAAUAUUAGUAAACAUGAAAUAAUAACAUCAGUCAUUUAAGCUAUAUUCUAAAAAUGUUUAAUUUGCCUCAGAAGUAACAGUUGUGGAAACAAUUGCUUCCCUGAAAAACUUAAAAGUUUAUUUUCAAUGUGUUGUCAUAUUAGUAUAUCAUUAGGCCAUCUUCUGCUCUGUAUUUUAAGAAAUGAAGUUUAUGCUUUCUACAAAUGUAAUUCCUAUUGUCUAUUUUUAUUUUACCAAUAUUUUUCAGAUAUCCUGUGGUGUGGUAUUUCUCUUACCAACCUUAGUGUUGAUACUUUAAAAUUUGAGAGUGUUCUAUUUAAAUUUAAAAAUAUUUAACAAUUUUAAUUUUCAUUUGCUCUGUUAAAGUCAGAAUCUACUUUUCACAAAAAUUUCUCAUCAGCUUCAUCUUGAAUAUGAGCAAUAAAAUUCUUUAGUACUCAUUCUGAUAUGCUGAUGAACCCUGACCUUUGAAAACAUAUGCUUCCAAUAUAUUUGCCCAUGAUGUAAAAUACUAACAGUUAUAGUUCAGAAAAAAAAUAGCGGUCAAAUUUCUAAUUUGGUUUAUCACAAUAUAAGAAAGUGAAGUAAUGAAAAUCUGGGCUUAGUUGUGGGAAAUUUAUCAAAACUAAGUAGAUUUUUCUCAUGGAGUUUUAUGCAGGUGUUAAAGGUACCUUUUCAUUAGGAACAGAAAUCAAAUGUGCUUAUGCAAUAUUAUAUUUGUACCAUCAUGCUCUAUGGGUAUAGAUGAGUCUUUCUGUUUAUGUUCUGUUAUACCUGCUAAGUUAAACCUUAAUUAGUGGGUAGUAUGUGUUUCAUCAGGCAGUCUUUGCUGUUCUAUUUGUCAGAUAGUAUUUUGGAAUUUGUAUAAUGAGGAUGUUUAGAAGCCAUCUAAAUGGCUUUUUUUUAACAGAUAGAGUUUGUAUUUUUAUUGUACUUUAAAAAGCUUUAUGUACUAGGUAUAUAUAUUUAGCAAACAUUUAAUAUCAAUUGUAACACAAUAGAAUACUAAGAUGAUAUUUGCACAUUUAAGAUAUGUUACUUACCAAUUUUUAAUGGUGAUCUGUUCUGCUACUGGCAUGAUCAAAUAGUACAUAAUUGGUCAUUAAUAUGAACAUUUACUUCACCAGUGAAUUUUUAUGAAAACAUGAUUGGAAAUUGUAUUUCUAUGUAAACUCAAUGAUAUGUUUGAUUUUGCUGAGAAUAAAAGAUUUUAAAUAAAUUAAA